This is a messenger RNA of Penicillium nucicola, 6519 nucleotides long. RefSeq names its product putative tRNA-splicing endonuclease. The record is from RefSeq and is a predicted model, not a curated record. Gene Ontology annotation, molecular function: zinc ion binding; helicase activity; transcription termination site sequence-specific DNA binding. Gene Ontology annotation, cellular component: nuclear body. NCBI's taxonomy places the organism in Eukaryota, Fungi, Ascomycota, Eurotiomycetes, Eurotiales, Aspergillaceae. Bases 1 to 6519 code for a protein of 2172 amino acids. The transcript has 5 exons. Gene Ontology annotation, biological process: termination of RNA polymerase II transcription.
AUGGAGUUUGUGGAUGCAAUCGCCGAGCUCAAGGCCCUUCCGGAGGGCACCCACCUCCUCUGCCCCCGACAGACUGAAGAUGACUACGGACGUUACGAUAACCUCGAUGGAGUGGACGAGUCAGGACGGUCUAUCCGAGAAAUCGUUACUGAAAGCACUGCUCAGAAACAGAAGUUUCUUUCAUGCAUGCGAAUCCUCGCAUACAACAGUGAAGGCGUGGAAGAACUCCAGAGCUGGGUUCUGAGCAAACUCGAUGAGACACUGGAAAAAUGUGAUCUUUGUAUCAAGGAGUACUACACUGGCAAAAUCUGGCUCAUGGACCAGUUGAAGGAGGAGAAUUACCAGGAAGAGGACGUCGAGGCGUUUGCUCGGACAAUCGACGAGUGGGACAUCAGGAGGAUCACACGCAAUUUGGCCACAGCGACAACACAGCUCAGAGCGACUCCAGUACAAAAUAUAUCUUUAAAUGUCCUGGAUCGAGCUGCGUUACUCUCAAUAUUUGAGACUUUGAGCUGCGACGCCAUGCUGUGCAAAGAAAACCUCCUACAAGAGCACUUUGAUGAGCCAUUUAAGCUGAUCCAAAGUAAGCGAAGUCUAAAGGUUUCGGACUACGUGCCUGCGGUCACUCAGUUUCUAUUUGAUACCAACCCACAACGCAGUUUCUGGGCUAUUCAGGCCUGGACAAGAUACUCGCGGUCUCCAACCACCCUGGAAUUUGACUGGGCGAUGCGAGACGGUAUUCUCAGGGCGUUGCGAACAGCAUCGCAACAACCACCCCAAUUUGCGUCCAUCCAACGGUUAUGGCGAGGCAUGCAACUUAUCGUCAAAAUGUUAGAUCAGGGACAAAUCACACAUCAGCUUCGAGGGUUGGAAAUUGACCCUUGUCGCCUGUCUGUGGAACAUCUUGCUCUACCUAUCAUAGGUCUCCGAUUUCUUCUUAACACUAUUCAGACUUUUCUCGAAAAAGCACCAGCCGACUUCUGGGACGCCAUGCAAACCAUAUCUCCCCAGGCUAUCAUGGAGCUGGCAUUUUUCAACACACAGCUAAAUAAUUUCCUAUUGGAGACCACCGAGGGCGAAGCUUAUGAGAGGUCUGCUUUAAAAGACAUGCUUUCCUGGGUCACUCCGUUCCUCAACUCUUUAAAAGGCGCCCAUCAACCGUCUGCUUGUCGAUUUCUGGAGCUGCAGCUGCUUGGUCGACUUCAGGAUCCGCAAUUUCCCAAUCUCACUCGUUACCACUGUUUCCACCUUGGCUUGACCUGUCUUCUUCAGACGCUUCGCCGCUUCACAGAUAAUGAGGCUUCUCGGGGCUCAGUUGCACGAAUCGUGCUCGCAGAGACAAUGGGUGUAGUCAGUGAUAACAUUACCACAAUUCUCAAUCCUCCCACAUUCAAUGUCGAGGAAAGCCGCCAACAGGAGCUCGUCACGCUGUGCAUGGAUGUUGUGCGCAACACAUUAGCACUGGAGUGUCAGUCCUUGAAGACUGAUUAUGAGGUCAUUCUGAAGCAUAACACACUCUCACACGGAGUAUCUACUUACUCAGCCCCUAUCUGGGAUGCUGUCAUUAAAAAUCUCCAUCGUGACAAUUUGCCACUGUCAAGUUCGGCGCUGUUGGGAAUUCUACCUCUGGUGGGACUGGAGAAGUUCCCUACUAAAGGAGAAGGAAACCAAGAGAAGACACACUUCAACAUGAUCUAUGGGCAUCUCACCCAUCUCUCAUGCAAGAUCAUUGAACGUCUGUCUGAAUUCCCACACGAACAUUUGGAAAAGCUAUUCCAAAGCCAGGACACAAGCAGCGCUUUGAUCUCGGCUUUGUUUGCUGCUGAUCUGGAUACCUAUCAGGCCGCCGUUGACGUGAUCAAGAACGUCAGUGGUCAAUCAGCCCGAAGAGAUGCUAUCUCUCACCUGUUGCAAACGGACUUCACACUUACGGUCUACGGCCUCAGCUGGUCAUUCCGCCGAAUCUCUAACAUGAAGACGUUCGCGCCAGCUCCGCGAAUGCUUUACACUGGUACGGAUAUUGUAGAGAUCUUAUGUGAUAGCCAAACUGGUAUGCUGCGCACUCGUAACCUCGCAGAUCGAAGAGAGGUUCUGUCGUUGCAGAAGCUCUGGGAGUAUUUGUGGCUGGCAUUGACCACGAUUUUUGACGAAACCGAGGCAUGGCAUCUACGUGGCAACGACAAGUCUGUCAUGCUUGAAUUCUGUCGUGACACGAUCCAAUUUGCCGACUUCCUCUUCGACCAGUAUGGCGUAUUCCUGGGGGCUGUAGCAAACGCAGAUCCUGGGCAAAAGUCUGUGUCUGAGAACUUUUUGAAGUCGCCCACCACGACCAUGAGUGCCAUGGUCAAAUGGCUCAGGUUGAAGGAUGAAUAUCUGGCAACGACUCUCGUAGGGUUGGUUUCGAAGCUUCUACGGAGACUGGGUGCGAUGGACGUAACUACUGUGAAGCCUGAUGCCUUGAGCUUUAUUGAGGGAGUUGCUGUUGACGGAGCUAUCAAGACAAUUCUCACACAACGUGAAAAGGCUGAAUUGGUACGUUCGCUCGAAGCGUACUACAAAAAGCCUGUCGUUACUGCUUCCACGGCUGCUCUCAAGAAACAAUCCUCCAUCACCUCUUUUGCCAAACCCUCCGAUGUCUUGAGCUCCUCUCGCGUUAACAGCGAUGACGAGUUCGACGAUAAUCUCGCCGACCAAACCCUUCUUGAAUUGUCCUCCUCUGUGGAAAUUAACAAGGCACGACUUGCGGCCCAGGCGAAACGGAACGCUGAAAAGGCGGGCAAUACACUCUUGUCUUCGAUGUCUUUCAAGGCACGCCGUGAUAAUGCUCCCAAACCUGUUGUGCCUUCACGUCCUAAAGAUGACGCCACCCAAGUUCUAUCUUUCCGUGAGAAGCGGGAGCGCGAGAAGGAGGCGAAAAAGAAACGAGAUAUGGCCGAGCUUGCCAAGCUCAAGAAGAGCAUGCCUGCACAAGGCGUUGCUCAACUCACCGCUGAGCAAGGAUCGGGCUUGAGAGGUAUUGGUAUCAAGGGCAAGGACCAUACCGCCCCGGCAGAUAGUAUGAUGGUUUCCUCUGGCUCGGAAUCGGAUUCUGAAAGUGAGGAUGAACUAGAUACGGAGCUCUUCGGUGCCAAACCAAAAAAACCGGACGCUGUCGCCGCCUAUGAACUUAGCAAAAAGCAAGCCAUGCAGCAACAGCCAGUCAAAAAGACCAAGCGCCAUCGAUCUAUCAAAGAUAUGCGAGCGCGCUUGGCGCCUGAUUUGGGAUCCCUUCACCACUCCAUUCUAUCCUGGGACUUUUUCGCUACGGGCGACCUUCCUACGACCUCGGACCAAAAGGAUUACACCCUUGUCUCGAACUCAUUCCGGUCCCCAGGCGACUAUCAAGGUACUUUUGAGCCGCUCUUGAUCCUUGAGGCCUGGCAAGGAUUCCAGCAAUCCAAGGAAGAAGGAAACUUCAGGAACUUCCAAGUAAAGGUCAUGUCUCGUUUAGCUGUGGACUCCUGGAUUGAAUUCAGCACUCAGCCACUCGGUCUUCCGCCGAAGGAUUUCAGCAUCGGAGAAGGUGAUCUUGUUUUAUUUUCAAACGCAUCUGAGCCCACAAAGGAUUCUAGUGCGCCUCAUGUUCUCGCACGUGUCUGUGGUGUCAAUCGAAAGAAUGGAAAGCUGGAGGUCACCUAUCGAGUCAAUCCUGGGAACAACAAGUUCCUCGCCAACUUCGGACCCGGUACUGAAGCUUGGGCGGCCAAGAUAACAUCUAUGACUCCCGUGGAGCGUGAAUACGGUGCCCUCAUGGCCUUGCAGUAUUACGAUUUAUGCGAAGAGAUCGUUCUGGCCAAACCCUCUCCUAUUCUUAAUUAUGCGGACACAAGGCUUCAGCCUAUUAUGGACAACUACACCAUUAAUCGUGCUCAGGCCAAAGCUAUUAAGUCCGCUGUCGACAACGAUGCGUUCACUCUCAUCCAGGGUCCCCCAGGUUCCGGAAAGACCAAAACUAUCAUCGCACUUGUUGGCAGUCUUCUCACCAAUGUUCUUGGGAAACAAGCUGUGAGCAUCGGUGGACCAGCAGCCAGAAACACGCUCUCCAAAAAGCUUCUGCUUUGUGCGCCUAGUAACGCUGCCGUGGACGAGUUGGUCAUGCGAUUGAAGGAAGGUGUGAAGACAUCCGAUGGACGAACCGAGAAGGUCAAUGUUCUUCGUCUAGGAAGGAGUGAAGCAAUCAACGCUAAGGUCCUGGAUGUCACUCUCGAUGAGGUGGUCAAUGCCCGUCUGAACCAGGAUCCGAGUAAAGGAAAUGGCGUGGACAUGCAGAAGCUGUAUGAAGAGCACAAACAAACCGAUACCACGUUCAAGGAGCUUCGUUCACGUCUGGAUGAAGCCAGAGCAAAGGGAUUACCUCCACCAGACGAACUCGAGCGCGAGUUCGAGCUGAUGAAGAAGAAGCGAUCCCAGCUCAGCACGUCUAUUGACAAGGCUCGAGAUCAGAACCAUACGUUGGCUCGCAAUGCUGAUAUGCAUAAACGGCGCAUCCAGGAAGAGAUUAUCAAUGGCUCUCAUGUCAUUUGCACCACUCUAAGUGGAUCUGGCCAUGAAAUCUUCCAAGGCAUGAACGUCGAGUUCGAGACAGUCAUUAUUGAUGAAGCCGCUCAGUGUAUCGAGCUUAGUGCUCUGAUUCCUCUGAAGUACGGUUGUUCGAAAUGUGUGCUUGUUGGUGAUCCUAAGCAAUUGCCUCCCACUGUACUGUCAAAGAUGGCGUCCAAGUUCCAGUACGAGCAGAGUUUGUUUGUUCGUAUGCAGCAAAACCACCCCAGGGACGUUCACUUGCUUGAUAUUCAGUAUCGUAUGCAUCCGGAAAUCAGUGCUUUCCCCAGUGAUACGUUUUAUGACGGUAAGUUGCAGGAUGGACCGGACAUGGCUAAGCUUCGCCGUCGCCCUUGGCAUCAGAGUGAACUGCUCAGUCCCUACCGAUUCUUUGAUGUUCAAGGUAUGCAGUCAAGUGUACCAAAGGGCCGCUCUUUAGUCAAUUUGGCAGAGUUACAAGUUGCGAUGCAACUCUACGAGCGUUUGAUAACAGAUGUCAAACAAUACAACUUUUCCGGCAAGGUUGGCAUCAUCACUCCUUAUAAGGGUCAACUCAGAGAGAUGAAGAAUCAAUUCGUUCAUCGAUAUGGAGAAGAAAUUUUGAAAAAGGUCGACUUCAACACCACCGAUGCUUUCCAGGGUAGGGAAAGUGAGGUUAUCAUCUUCUCUUGUGUACGAGCAUCCAACAAAGGUAUCGGUUUCUUGGCUGAUGUCCGACGUAUGAACGUCGGUCUUACGCGUGCUAAAUCAUCGCUCUGGGUUCUGGGUAACUCGCAGGCUUUGAUCCAGGGUCAAUUCUGGAGUCGCCUCGUCCGCAAUGCGCGAGAGCGAAAUAUCUACACGGAGGGUAACAUCAUGAAGAUGUUGGAGAGGCCACAGUUUACCGGCUACAAAGAGGCCGAAAUGAUCGAUAUCGGCGUUGAACCAACUCCCCAUGUACCUCCAUCCGAGACUACUCGUCCCGAUACUCCUGACAAAGCCUCAUCCCUGGCCUCCAUAUCCCGCCCUUCGUCCGCCUCCAUCGGUCUUGAUUCCCGAUCCGUUUCUGUUUCUGUUUCUGGCCGCGGUACACCCCCAGCGUCAAGGCCUGACGGGCCUUCUGGGGGAGCUGCGGGUUUGGAUACAACUAAGAUGUGUGGGCUGUGUGGAAGCGCAGAUCAUUUCACCUCGAAUUGCAGUAACAACGAGGCAAAAGAGCAUGCCAGAGGAACCUGCUAUCGAUGUAAACAAGGCGGUCACACCAAAGUCUUCUGCACAGCCGAACUUUGCCUUGAAUGCGGCCAGAUUGGGCACUCGGCCGGUAGCUGCAAGUCCAUGACACGUCUCUCGAAGUUCGAUCGCGAUCGUCUUUCCAGAGAUGAGUAUAAGCUCCAGCAACAAAAGAAAGAAAGGGGCGAUCGCCGACGAGAAAAUCAGCUAGGAGGGCACAACCCGAAAGUCCCAGUCGUCCAGGCCACUACUGCGAACCCUCCUACCAACCCUGUUGAGGGUGCAAAGCGAAAGCGCAUGGAUUCUGUCUCCGAUGGACCCAACGCACAACGUCCUCGAACUGGACAAUCAAAUGCGCCCUCUCAUGCUCCCACCGGUCCACGGAAUACCGGCCAUCCAGGUCUCUCUAGAACAGUUCAAGCUCCCAAGAGUCGACCCACUGGUCAUCCAGGUCUCUCUGCGCCUAUUAAUGCACCAAAGGGACCCAAAGGAGGUCCACCGGGGACUGCUUCUUUGGUUCCCAAUGCUCCCAAGGGACCGCGAGCCGAUGGACCGCCGCCCGGCCUCAUCAAGCCGUCUCGCGAUGGCCCGGCCUACCCGACUGCGAAUCCCCCACCCCGAGCCCCGCCAACAGGACCCAGGGCAGAGGGCUCCAAUCCAGGUCCAAGGCCUCGUCCCCCCAUGCGGAAAAAGAAGGAAACGGACCCAUUCAUUCGCCCCAAACGCAAGUGA